This is a messenger RNA of Rotaria socialis, 2355 nucleotides long. The record is from the annotation of a GenBank genome assembly. NCBI's taxonomy places the organism in Eukaryota, Metazoa, Rotifera, Eurotatoria, Philodinida, Philodinidae.
AUGAGUAAUAAUGAUGAAGCUCUCAAUUAUGAAGGCUUAUUAGUAACUUCAGCUUCGUCGAAUAAACGCUCAUUAACCAAUCAAUUUGUUGAUUGUGUAAAAAAGUCUAAAUAUUUCGUUCCUUGCACACUAUUAUCUCCAUCAAAAACUACAAUGAAUGAUCAAUCCAUAAAAGAAAAUCCAGUACUUUCAGCAAAAACUCAACUUAAAAAAUCUAUUGAGAAACAACCGAAACGAGGUUCAUUAUGUAUUACGUAUUCAAUCUCAAAUGAUGAACAUACUAAUAAUUCAAUUUUAACAUUACAUGUAAUACGUGCUAGACAAUUAUCAAUUAUUGAUUCCGAUCAAAUGAAUACAUUUGUUCAAGUCAAAUAUCCUCAUCAUUUUGAAAAAUGUUCAAAAAUUAUUCAUGCAACUAAUUCUCCUGUUUACGAUGAAAAAUUUCAUAUACCCAUAAAUAAAAAUACUUUAUCAACACCAUCAAAACGUUUGACAAUCUCUGUUUAUAAUCAAUCAAUAUCAAACAAUAAAAGUGAUUUAAUCGGUUGUAUGUCAUUUAAUAUGAAGACACUUCUUAAAACAACUAGUUGUCUAAAGACUUCAUCAAAAUAUAAAUGGUAUUGUUUAUUACCGGAAUCAAUCGGACGGCAUAAAUGUAUGACAUUAAAUGUGGAUAUUUCAUCUGUGCAUACGAAAAAGUCUACAACAUCGAAAAAACCACAUUCAUCACAAAAUUAUAAUCAAUCCAAUGGCAUUGUAUUCAAUGUUGAAAUAUAUGAUCGUGAUGAAAUUCAGUUUUCUUCUGGAUAUCCAUGUAAAAUAAGUGAAGUAAAAUCUAGUAUUAGUUCAUCAUCAACACGACCGAUGCCUGGUGAUAUACUUUUACAAGUUAAUGAAAUCAAUGUUUCACGAACACAAGCUAAAGCUGUUAAGAAACUAAUCAAAAGUUUAUCAUUGCCGAUAACUCUGCAAUUACAUCGUCGUUCCGUUCCGUCCACAUCAAUUAAAAUAGAUAAAAUUGUUCUAAAUUCUGUUGAACAACAUGAACCAUUAAAUAGAAAUUUAAUUUCAACCGAGUCUUUUUAUUCAUCGUCCGAUAAACAAUAUAAAACACAAAAUUACGAUUGUUUUUUACCAAAACCGACUCCAAUGAAUAUUGAUCAUCAACAAAGUUUACUUAUGUCACCAAUUGAUCGAAAAAUUUCUACACAAAGUGAUGGAAGUGAAUCGGGUGUUGGUUCUGAAAGUAAUCCGUAUUCUGAUGGUGAUCAUGACAAUCGACUAAAAAUUCUUUCGGAAUCAUACGAACGUGAAGUUUUACAAUUGAUCGAAAUUGAAAAAGAAUUUAUUAAUCAAAUUGAACUUGGUGUUCAAAUGUAUUCACGGCCAUUAAAACAUUAUUUAAUAUUAUCAAAUGAGCAUGCAAAAUUAUUUCAAAAUAUUGAAAAAAUAUUAGCAAUAUCACGUUAUCAAUUAAAUCGUUUAAAAUCAUUAUCUGAACGUACAAUAAUAAAUCAUAUUGGAAAAAUCUUUCAUGAAAAAGUUCAAUUGAUAUGCGAAGCAUUUAAUCAUUAUAUAGGUGGUUAUUCUGACGCUUGUUUACAAUUGAAACAAUUGACAAAAUGUGCUAGUUUUCAAAGAUUUAUCCAUGGAAAUAAUUCUAAUCUUACUAUUGAACAGUUUCUAAACAUACCAUUAACUCAUAUUGAUAAUCUUGUGAAUCAAUUAGAUACAUUAUGUUGUACUUGUGAAAAUGCCAAUGAUGCCAAUUAUCUUUUACAUGUUCUCAAAGAAUUACGUCAAUGUUCAUUGCAUGUUUCAUCUAUUGAAUCAUCAACAAGUCAACAUCAUUGUACAACAACAAUGUCAUUGAACAGUGCCAAUGGAAUAUCAUCAUCGUCAUCAAUGAAUAAUUCAGAAGAUAGUGAUAUUAUUGAAUUACAAAAUCGACUUCAUUUUACACCAAAUAUUCAACCUGUGAUAUUAACUGGUCACAAUCGUCACAUCAUUUUUUCUGGUGUACUACUAUUACAAAAUGAAAACAAAAAUUAUAUUGAGACAUGGUCUGUUCUGUUAAAUGACAUGCUUUUAUUCACACAACGAAAUGCAAUUGAUACACGUUUGAAAUUAGUUUGCAAUGCGAUUUUACUAAGUGAUAUUGUGGAUUUUCGAUCAAGCGAUGAACGCCAAGAUGCAUUGAUAUUUCUAUCAGAUAAACCGAAUAUACCAUAUAAAAUUCGUUAUCCAAGUAAAUGUUUACAAUAUGCAUGGCAAACAAUACUGGAGCAACGUCUUAAAACUUGGCAACGAUCGAUUCAUGAUGAAUCAUCAUCAGCUGAUUCUGAUCUUGGAUAG